Messenger RNA from Mytilus trossulus (common blue mussel), 582 nucleotides. RefSeq lists its product as uncharacterized. The transcript is spliced from 3 exons. The record is from RefSeq and is a predicted model, not a curated record. Lineage: Eukaryota; Metazoa; Mollusca; Bivalvia; Mytilida; Mytilidae. Bases 103 to 435 code for a protein of 110 amino acids.
AAAAAGGCAAAGUGAAUAUUGUGAACGUUCAGUCAAUUACGUUAAACAGUUUAUUUUCAAACACAUUUUUGUACAGAAACACUAUUUGUUGUAACAUUCAGUAUGAAGGCAUUUGCUCCAAACGUGUAUUGUUUUGUUACUGUGAUAACUCUUCUAAGCAGUGCCUGUGGAUAUAUUAUUUUGAAUACAAAUAGCUUGGAAGAUAUGAUUGAAAAUGAUAGCCGUAAAGAUGUUUUUUCCACAGCGGAUGAGUUGGCACUUUUGAAAUUAUUGCGCCCUUCCAAAUAUGACGAUUUACUGCUAGCUAAUUCAAAUGCAUUGGAUAAACAGAUUGACGAGAGUUUUGUGGAUGGAAAUAGACAAAAGAUGACGGACUUUGAAGUGCAAUCGAAACGACUUGCCUGCAUUCAAUAUGGUUGUAAACCUGGAAAGUAAGAAAUAUAAAGAGCAUACUCAAUAUAAAAAAAACUAUGGAAGAAUAAUUAAUGCCAUGUAUGAAUGUGACUUUAAACGUCACAGAAAAAUGACUGUGUAUUAAUGUGUACUAUCAUUCAAUAAUAAAGCAGAGUUUAGUAACCUCAA